AUGGUUGCAGCACCUCUGAUUCACGAUCCCGCCAAAUACAAGGACUUCCACGUCCACCAUGAGACAUACAAAAUUGUCUCUGGACACUCGGUGGAACUGACCAUCCUCGUGCCUAAAUUCCUGGUUGAGAAUGGUGAGUUGUCGGAAAAGACACCUUUAAUCGCUGAGUUCCAUGGUGGAUUCCUUGUCGGCGGAAAUCGACUCUUCUCCCCUUGGUUCCCUGACUGGCUUGUCGAGCUGGCAUUUUCCAGACGUGCUAUUGUCAUCACACCGGACUACCGUCUUCUCCCCGAAGCCAACGGCCACGACAUCCUAGAAGACCUAUCUGAUUUCUGGAAAUGGUUCUCCGAGAACCUAGAGACUAAGCUUGCGGGCUAUCACCCAGAAGCAAAGAUCCAGCCAGACUUCGAUCGCAUCUUAGCAACAGGCGGUAGUGCAGGAGGCUGGCUGGUUUCGCAGAGCAUGUUUCUGCACCCAGAGAUCAACAUUCAGGCGGCUAUUCUGCCUUAUCCCAUGAUUAACCUGCGAGAUCGGUUCUGGGCUGAGGAAUAUGAGAAGCCUAUCUUCGGUCUGCCAACUCUUCCAUUUGCUAUGGUCGAAGCUCAUAUGCAAAACCUGCCUCCUAAUGCAGUAGUUACCGUGGAUGGAGAUAUUGAGAAGGAAGGCGGCCUUACCAGAAUCCCAUUGGCAGUGAGCACUGUGCAAAACGGCAAAUUCUUGGAUUUCUUCGGCCGCGAGACCGAGCUGUUUCCCUUCGAGAACCUGACACGCGCAGAACGAAUUCCUCCCUUUGUUUGGGUCUUCCAUGGCAAACAGGACUCUGCAGUGCCUGUCUCAGGAAGUGAGAAAUUUGCGGCUGAAAUUCAGAAGUACCAGUCAAAUGUUGAUGUGAGACUUGAUUUGAAGGAUGGAGAGCAUGGGUUCGAUACCGAUGAGCAUCUUACUAUCUUUGAAGGGUGGAUGAAGGAAGGUGUUGACCAGAUGUCUGCUUAUUGGUAA
Molecule: messenger RNA, 999 nt
Organism: Penicillium malachiteum
Lineage: Eukaryota; Fungi; Ascomycota; Eurotiomycetes; Eurotiales; Aspergillaceae
Product: alpha/beta hydrolase family protein
Exons: 3
Coding region: 1-999 (332 amino acids)
Molecular function (GO): hydrolase activity
Source: RefSeq, a predicted model, not a curated record